This is a messenger RNA of Cuscuta europaea, 373 nucleotides long. The record is from the annotation of a GenBank genome assembly. Lineage: Eukaryota; Viridiplantae; Streptophyta; Magnoliopsida; Solanales; Convolvulaceae.
GGGGAAUAAGCCAAAUAGACAAUUCAAAAAUAUUAGUGAUGCUGCAAUGGAGGCAAGCCGUAGGCUCAACUCAAGAAAGGGAAGAGUGAAAUGGAUUAUUCCUAUGUCUCGGAUGCAAGUUGGGAGUUAUGAAUGUGGUUAUUAUGUGAUGUUGCAUAUGUUGAAUAUCGUUUCGGCGGUAAUUCUUGAAAUGUGGGAUGAGCGAUUCGCCAAUCCGGAACCAUUCUCAUCAGAAGAGAUUGAUGAAGUACGAACUCGUUGGGCAUCAUAUUUCUUAGAAAUGACGCAAUCCAUCAACGACACAUGAUGAACGUGUUUGUUUAAGUUUUUGAGUGAUGAUGAGACUUGUAACUUUAUACAAUGUGUUAUUACU